GUUUGUUUGUUUCGUUAUUUGGGUAUAGUAAGAGGAAAAUUUGAUGCUAAAAUGUGCUCUACGCUCAACCUGUAUAUUGCACAAUAAAACAACCAGUAAGUGUAUUGAUUUGGGGGGUAUUUAAUUUUAUAAGAUAUUUAAUUUGAGUGUGUUUUGCUUUCCCCGCUUACCUUGAAACAAGCCAUCAUGAUAAAAUUAUUUUGUUUUCUUUCCCUUGUUUUGUCAGAUGGCGUCCGCUCAGGCACAACGACAAGCGACGGUUAAGACCGACCAUUUGCUGGCCUGGCCAUACAUCAUGUGGAACGAUCUGCCAUCACUUUCAGCAUGAGCGAUCAAAUUUUAAAGAGAAGAAACGCAGUAAACAAUCGAUAGAUCAAAUCGCGCAGAUAGCGCCUAUGUGGCAUGCAAAAUGACGGGCAGAGACAACCCCCACCUCCCCUACACUCCGAGGGAAGGGACUGUCACGCCGCGCGCAAGACGCAAACGCGCGCGCGCCCUGGUGCGUUCUCACAGUCAGCAUGACGUCAGAGGAGAGCAGGGGUCUCCAUCCCCGCCUCGAUCAGGUCGCGCGGAGCUCUCAGUGGACUACCGAGCCCCCGGCUUGUUGAAGAUAUUCGGGGAAUCGCUGGUGGCGGGCGCGCGCUACAAAAGCGUCCUCGCUUCGACUCGCUCCAGCGCCCAGGAGCUGAUAAAACAAGCGUUGGAGAGGUACGGGUUACCCAGUCGUCUUCACCGUGACUUUGUGUUGUGCGAGUCGGUGGGUAAGUGUACCACCGCCACCACCACCUCAGCCGACGAGGACGGGAGGAGAGGGGAGGGGAAGGAGGCGGAUCUCUCCGGGAGUAUAAAGUCCCGAGCUCGGGCCACGGCCGGAACAGAAAACAAUAAAAAGCGAGGAGGACACCAUCAUCAUCGAUCUUCGUCGCCGCCGUCGUUGUCUUUAUCAGCGGUAACGUCUUCGUCUACGUUAGUGUCGAAAAGGAAACAUAGCGGUGAGGUGAGCGCCAGAAGUUUGGGGUCAGUCACACCAAGAGAGGUCAAGGGCAGAAAGAAAGACAACAGGAGUCCCCUUGGCAGCCCCAGAAAUCUCGGGGACUCCCCACGAACUCCCCUAGGCUCACCCCGAACUCCAUGUGGCUCACCGUCUACUGUUCGGGGCUCACCGCUGGUCAGCGCAAAACAGGGCACACCCAGGAGUAACGGCCACCAACCAGUGCCACAGAAACAUUACGCAUCCGGUGAGGUUCUGGACUACAACCCUCCAAAAGUAUUCGACACCAGCCGCUCAACAGCUCAGCUGAGAGACAUCUACAGACCCCGGGGCGAGCGCUCUACCAGGCUCGUGCCUUCCACGCCCGGCGCAGGAAUCUCUCCGAGACCCAUCAACAAUCUAAACAACGACCUUGACAAAAGGAAUAACAAAUUCGACAGCCGGAAUGUUUCAAAUUCUGGAUCUACAGUGACAGACGAUUCCGCUGGCGAUGAUGCAGGGUGGGUUCAGGUGUAUCUACGUGUUCUUAGCUAUUCAGACAGACCACUGGAACUUCAGGACUACUGGAAACCCCCAGAAGGAUUAAGCCGACGGUUUGAGUUGAGGCGACGCUGUGACGUUGUAAUGAAUGUCAGUGAUGACGACACAAUCGGCCUCAACGAUAACGCGCGUAAAAUCAUGAUGUCCAAAGUGUCCCCUGGUGUUAUUCCACCGAAUUCAUCGGUGACCGAAGAGACUGACUCACAAUGGCGUGGCACUUUGAAGGAAGAAUGGGACAAAGCUUCUAUGAUGACAAACGCCACUUUGUCCAUCACAUCGCCGAGAGAACCUCUUCUCACUAACAUUGUUGAAGGAGAUACCAGACAGGCAUAUGUCUGCCCUUCCAUCUACCCCUAUCUACUCACUUUACGUGGAUGCAGCAUUCAGAAAGAUUUAGUGCUCUACCCUCUCAAGUCUAGAUCACUAUGCGUGGGACGUGCGGAGAAAAAAGGCAAUAGUGACGACAUCAGGUUAUGUGCUGAUGAUGUUUCCGACGUACACUGCCGCGUCACUUUGAAGCGUCUCCCGCAAGUUGGCGAAACCUCCGCUCAGGACGCCCGUCUGUACUGGUACUGCCUCGACCUGGAGAUCUACAGGUCAUCUUACGUCACCGUCAACGGGAUACAGGUGAAACAGAGGGCCACUGUACUUCCUGGAGACCUAUUGGGUAUAGGUCGUCAGUACCUCUUUCUUUACAAAGACCCUACAGGCGGUCAUGACAUACCUUCAGCUGUUCCCUGGUUGCCCGAACGAGACGGCCCAACCCCAUCUCACCCUCUCCAUAACCCUGAGAACAACUCCCCAUCUCCUCUCACCCACUCACAUCAUGUCGCAGAGGAAGCUCUCACUUCGAAUAUUCCCGAAAAUCUGCGCAAUCGGGAAGAUGACAUCACAAACAGUCAGGAUGACGAUGAAUUUGACGUUUUGGACGAUUCCACUCUGAGAGAUGCUGCCAUAUUUUUGGCCUAUCAUCGAGACAAGGAGGUUGAGCUGCUGGAAGGUAUUGCUGACGUCAAGGCAAGUGGCAAAGGAGACUACCCACUGUCUGUGUCUGUGCUGUUUCUGUCAGCUCAUCACUAUGCCGUGAGGAAGUUUUCUGGUGAUCAUCAGACCACCUUCUUCAGGAGAAUGAUCAGGGUUAUCCGUGCAAAAGUUACUUCUUUCUUUCUUCCUUCCUUUCUUUAUACUUUCCCUUAUUGCUUAAGUAAUCAAUCAAUUAUUCUUUACACCUAUCUAUCUAUCGAUUUUUUUAAAAAUUGUUCAUACUUCUCUCUUUUAUCCCCUGAUUUCCAGAAGAAAAAAGCCAUUGUGAACAUGAGGCAGUUCUUUUACUUAAUUCAUUUUCUUUUCAGUGCCAUCACGUCUUUUCCUGGCGACAAACCCGGCCGAUCAGAAACCGAUCAUUUCCCUGACCACAUAGCUUGGCUGUCCAACAGCGUUACUCUGUUGUGUCACUUCCGGAAGCCACAGUUCCAGGAGUAUGUCGGGAGUUUGGCGCGGCGUGCUGACGUCACAGCAGCUGUACAAGAAGCGGCCGGAUGUCUGGAUGAGGUCGUGAACAGUCUGUUCCAGCAGACGGUCUAUGCUGUGACCAAGGUCCUGUACGAGCCCAUCAACAGCUUCAUGCAAGGGGCCAUCUCCGACCAGGGGUCAAAUGUAGCAACUCAGCGCAUAGUGUCUAUCCUUCAGGCAACAAGGGAGCUGACCUCAAGGCUGCAACUACAUUCGGCUGUUGCUAGGCAACUCAUGACCUACGUGCUCUUCUUUAUUUCAACCACUUUGUUCAACAGGAUCAUGGCCAGAGGUAACUAUCUGUUCAGUUUUAUCAUGUCAACAUGUUUUAAGCUUCUUAUUUUUCAAGUUUUAUCUGGCUUUACAAGACUAUUAUGUUUUGUAGUUUUUGUGACAAAAUCGGCUUUGCCUCUCUUUCUUGAAGGUGCGCAGUUGUACAGCUGGGAGGCAGGGUCAAGACUCCAGACGGAUGUGUCUUCGCUGGAGACCUGGGCCAAAGAAGCGGGUUUGGAGGCCGAGUUUGUGAGGGUAUCGGAGCACUUUUUGUCUCUUAUCGACCUUCUUGCCUCUUCAAAGCGGACUCUACUGAAGGUCGGUUCCUUUAACUACCCCAACCCCACCCCCUUUUAUAGAACUACUGUACCAACUAGUAAUAAGAUUAACACUAUAAACAAGCUCUGAAAGCUAAACUACACACGAAAUUGGCUCCCAUUUGAAACACUGGUAGAUUUUUAAUCUGACCAAAAUAUCAGCACGGUGCUUGAACGCUGUUACGACGAGAAAUAAAUGUAAUAAUAUUUUAAUGUGAUAAUGCUAAGAAUAGAAC
This is a messenger RNA of Aplysia californica (California sea hare), 3869 nucleotides long. RefSeq lists its product as uncharacterized. The transcript has 4 exons. Gene Ontology annotation, molecular function: GTPase binding. The coding region runs from base 410 to 3724 and encodes 1104 amino acids. Gene Ontology annotation, biological process: signal transduction. NCBI's taxonomy places the organism in Eukaryota, Metazoa, Mollusca, Gastropoda, Aplysiida, Aplysiidae. The record is from RefSeq and is a predicted model, not a curated record.